Messenger RNA from Aspergillus glaucus CBS 516.65, 669 nucleotides. RefSeq lists its product as uncharacterized. The annotation marks the transcript as partial. Lineage: Eukaryota; Fungi; Ascomycota; Eurotiomycetes; Eurotiales; Aspergillaceae. The record is from RefSeq and is a predicted model, not a curated record. The transcript has a single exon.
AGAAUGGAAGCAGAGCGGUGGGUUCGGUCUGUAGAACAAUAGAGCGUUAGCAACAUCGUCGAGAAUAACUGUUAUUCAACUCACUUGUUGUGGUUAGGGUAACCCAUACUCUUUUCACGAGAGCUCUCCAGAGCAGGAGGCACGAAUGGCAGCACGACGGCUGAAACCAGGCAGGAUCUGGUGAUGAAGAGGGAAGUCCGCGUAGCUUGCUGAGGACGGUGGACAGAGAAGCUGCGGACUGUAGGACGGAGGAGUUGAGCGGCCAUGAUGGUGGUGUGUUUGUUGGUGGUUUGUUUUUGGUAACUGGUAGUAAUGGUAGAAGUAAAAGCAGUUAUAGUGGUGUGGAAGCAGUAUGCAGAAUAUGAAUGAAUCUACAGAUCACUCUGGAUGGCCAACACGGCCUUUAUAUGAAUACUCGUGGACUCGGCCAGUACGUAUACAUCGGAUCGCGCGAUAAUACAACAACCGCUGCCGUGACCCGCGUGGAGAAUUGCGGGGUGGUGGGUCAUCCACCGCCUGCCCAGCUUAUAAUGGCAUACCAGACCGUACUGUUCCAUACCGUACCGUACCACUUUGUACUGUUCCUGCUGACAGGGUCGUCCAUUCUAGCACUGGUGUUUAAAGGGUAUCUCCUGGUUAUUCUGGAGUUAUUACCGGUGUAUAUCUUUC